Molecule: messenger RNA, 2088 nt
Organism: Cordyceps fumosorosea ARSEF 2679
Lineage: Eukaryota; Fungi; Ascomycota; Sordariomycetes; Hypocreales; Cordycipitaceae
Product: Single-stranded nucleic acid binding R3H
Exons: 5
Coding region: 1-2088 (695 amino acids)
Biological process (GO): galactose metabolic process
Molecular function (GO): nucleic acid binding
Source: RefSeq, a predicted model, not a curated record
AUGGAGCCUUCUGAACGGCCUCCUGCGACCGACCCCGUCGUUGUCGUUGGCGCAUGCCACUUGCCGAAAUCAGUGGUCAUGCCGCUGAAGCGACCGGGGGUUGCCCCCAACAUCGACACAGCCGCUGCAUCGCUCAGCAAGCUCAACCUAGACUCGGCCGCCUCGAAUGCUGCCGCUGCAGACAAGCUGUCGACCAUUCAAAGACUCGACUCCGGCUCAGACUCCGGGACUAAGCCUUCCAGUCUUGACGGCAAAAGCAUCAUAUCAGGAACUACGUUUGCGUUGGAUGAAAAAGAGUCGCUACGUCCAGAUGAUAGCGCGAGUGUACAAGCCGCCGCCGAGGACGACGAUGCCGCCUCUCUCCUUGCCGGGUCUCGUUUGGGCUCAGAAGCAGCCGCUAUAGCCAGAGCUCGGCCCGCCAUUGCCAUGGGAAGCAACACUACCGGCAUUCUUACACCACAGAGUACAUCCUCUGAGCCACCAGCUGAGAAUGGCGACGCUGGGACAUCGGAUGCGCUUCAUGUCAUCUAUCGCAAAGCGCCCGACGAGAAGCUCAUUUUUGCGCUGAACUCAGCGAGGGAUCGCCUUUUUUUGCUGCUGCUCGAGAAAGAUGUCAUUGACUUUGUCCAGAACUCCAAGGAGCCCUACAUGGAUAUACCACCAUCCAACUCCUUUUGUAGAAUGUUAACCCACAAACUGGCAGACUACUAUCACAUGACGCAUUCUUAUGAACAUCACAUCGGAUCUGUCCGCAUAUUCCGGACACCCUUCUGCCGUGUCCCGGAGUCGCUAGCAUCGAUGGUACCGCAGCCGGCAGCAUCUACCGGCAGCACGCCGCCGCCUGCCGUCUUGCCGCGAAAGAUCAUGCGACGUGGACAAGACGGUGAUAGUGCUGCAGCCAGUGCCAGUCCCUCUAAGCCUGCUUCUGAAGCAGGGAGCGACGCCAAGGAUAAGCAGCCCGCCAACCAAAAAUUGUCGCGAGAGCAACGCGAAGAAAAUUAUAAAAUUACUAGACUACGGAUCUUUGGACCGGAGGAUAAGGAUAAGGAAAACACUGCAGAGAAUGACGCAGACACUGGCAUGUCAAGAACCAGCUCUGCCUCUGCUAAUAGAUCAAAUUUGGGGAAGCGUGGGAAGCAAGCCAAACAACGCCGCGACUCCGACGGCUUCGACUCACGCAACCAGUAUCAUGCUUACUGGGGCCCUCAGCAACAGACAUGGGUGCCCCAAUCGCAGGCGCAAUACGGACCGCCUGGCGUGCAGUAUAAUGCUGGUCCGUCCAACUACCAAGCCCCGCCGAGUUAUGUGCAGCAAGGGCCGAUGUAUGGUCCGGUACCUGCUAUGCCACCGAACCCCGGAUACCCCACGUAUCCUGCGGGACAGUAUCACUCUUCCGGAAGCCCUGUAGUGUAUGCACAACAGCCUCAAAUGGUUACAAAUACACCGCCACUUGGUUGGCAGCAGCCGUACACUGCGUCUGGACCUUACCCGCCGCAAGGCCCUCCUCCACCUGGACCACCGCAGGCUCCAAACCAAAGCCCUGUUCCAAACCCUGGGCCUGGUGGAAUUCCUUACGCCUUCGGGCAAUUGCCUGCUAAUGCCAAUCCGCAUGACCCCAAAAGCCAGCAUCCCAUUCCAGGCAGCUACAACCGAAACCACUCCUUUAACCCCAAGACACAAUCGUUCAAUCCCGGAGCGCCUCUGGGCCCUGCUCAAAUGGGCCCCGUUCACCCGCCACAGCCGCCCUUCACUGCACCCGGGUCGCAUCACAGCAGUCCUCAAAUAAGCGCACCGCCUCAUCUGGCUUACGCGGGCUAUCAGUCCCCGAUGCCUCCCCCAUAUGGUGGUGCGUACGGCAUGGUCAGGCAAGGCUCCAACAACUCGAUCCCAUCCUACCAUGGUCCUCCGCACGGGACGCCUCCGCAUGUGGCGAUGCAAACCCCGCAACACAUGCCUCAACCACCGCCGAUGGUUGUGAAUGGCAGGCCACCUCCACACGGACCGGCACCCAAUGGUCAGAUGUAUAGCCAUCUCCCCACGUACGGUAACCCCGCUACGCUGCCCCAAAAGCCGGCUACGGGAAUGUGA